Molecule: messenger RNA, 933 nt
Organism: Sebastes umbrosus (honeycomb rockfish)
Lineage: Eukaryota; Metazoa; Chordata; Actinopteri; Perciformes; Sebastidae
Product: olfactory receptor 2AT4-like
Exons: 1
Coding region: 1-933 (310 amino acids)
Biological process (GO): G protein-coupled receptor signaling pathway
Cellular component (GO): membrane
Molecular function (GO): G protein-coupled receptor activity; olfactory receptor activity
Source: RefSeq, a predicted model, not a curated record
AUGAACAUUUUGAUAGAUGAUGGAUCAAAUGUGACAUACAUAACUCUUGAUGGGCAUGUGGAACUGCACAAAUAUAAAUAUCUUUAUUUCGUGAUCACGUUUACGGUGUAUAUUCUAAUAAUCUGCAGCAAUUCUUGUAUCGUGUGUCUCAUCUGCAUUCACAAAAACCUCCACGAGCCUAUGUACGUUUUCAUCGCGGCUUUGUUAAUCAACUCUGUUCUUUUCAGCACUGCUAUCUACCCAAAGCUUCUGGUUGACUUCUUAUCUGAGAAACAGAUCAUAUCUUAUUCAGCCUGUUUUGUUCAAGCUAUCAUGUAUUACACUCUGAUCUAUUCAGAGUUCUUACUGCUGGCAGCCAUGGCCUAUGACAGGUAUGUGUCUAUAUGUAAACCUCUGCAGUAUCCAACCAUCAUGAAGAAAACAACCGUCUGCAUGUUCCUGGUUUUAUCUUGGCUUGUUCCUGCGUUUGAGACGACCGUGGCCGUUUCACUCUACAACAAACUCUGCAGCUUUACUUUGAAAGGGAUUUUUUGCAAUAACUUACUUUACAACACUCAGUGUGUGCGCUCGAAACCGCUCUCUAUAUACGGUGUGCUCAUAUUGCUAAAUGUGGCGUUUCUCCCUGUGUUCUUCAUCCUGUUCACGUACAGCAGGAUACUCAUAAUAACCUAUCGCAGCAGUAGAGAAGUCAGGAGGAAAGCUGCUCAGACCUGUUUACCCCACCUGCUGGUUCUCAUCAACUACUCCUGUUUCGUCACUUACGACGUCGUCACGGUUCGACUCGGAUCAGAUAUUCCAAAAACUGCGCGUUUGAUAAUGACUUUACAGAUAAUUAUGUAUCAUCCGCUCUUUAAUCCGAUCAUAUACGGACUGAAAAUGACGGAAAUCUCAAAGCACCUCAGGAUGUUGUUUUGUCAGGUCAAAUCACACUAA